This is a messenger RNA of Gossypium arboreum, 1408 nucleotides long. RefSeq names its product putative disease resistance protein At3g15700. Lineage: Eukaryota; Viridiplantae; Streptophyta; Magnoliopsida; Malvales; Malvaceae. The transcript has 2 exons. Bases 346 to 1110 code for a protein of 254 amino acids. The record is from RefSeq and is a predicted model, not a curated record. Gene Ontology annotation, molecular function: ADP binding.
AAUAUUUUAAAACAUUGUUUUGAAAGGGAAGUCAGUGUUAAGAGUAUUUUAACAAAAUAAAACAUGUCCUAAGAAAAAAAUUUUAAAACACUUCAAUUAAUUUUUGUACCAUCAACCAAAUUGCAACUAAUUUUUGUACAACGUUUUGAAGUUCAACCUUAAUAUUUAUAAUCAAUCUUUUGAGUUUUUGUAAAACAUUUGAAAGUUAAACCAACGACUUCCCAUUCUUCUUUCUUCAUCCAAUUUGUUUUUUUGCUUUUCAAUUUCUCAAAUCUGUGUUUCUCAUCAUUUCCACUCUUUGUUUUCUGGUUUUCAUAUAGAGAAAGAGAGAGCCUAUCAACAAAAAUGGCCGAAUCUGUUGCCUCUGCUGCUGUCGAAAAUGUCACAAACCAGGCAAUGGCAUACGCAUCACUCUAUCUCCGUUACUUUUUCUGUCAUGGAGAGAUUGUUCAAGAUUUCAGGAAUCAACGAGAAACACUUGAAUCGAAGAUACAGAGGGUGGAAAUUUGUGUCGAUGGGGCUAAAAGGCAAAAUGAAGUCAUCUAUAAGGACGUUGAGAAAUGGCUUACAAGGGCUGAGAACGAACUGAAAGAAACCCAGAACUUGCAAGAUGAAAUAGAUCGCGUCAAAUGUUUCAAAUGGUGUCCUAAAUGGGGCUGGGGCUGGCGAUAUUGCUUAAGUAAGAAACUGGCCGAGAAGACCCCUAUUAUCUCUGAACUUUUAGAGACUUCUAACUUUGCACGGGUGGGCUAUCGUCGUUCUCUUCAAGGAAUAGAGUUCAUCACAUCCACGGGUUUCAUGGACUCUAAAUCUUCAAAAUCAGCUUUGAACCAGAUCAUGGAAGCUAUAAAUGCUGUCAACAUGAUCGGACUGCACGGAAUGCCAGGAGUUGGUAAAACAACUUUAGCCAAAGAAGUUGGGAAGCACGCUCGAGAACAAAAGCUCUUUGAUAAAGUUGUAAUGUUUACUAUGUCCCAAAAUCCAAACAUCAUAACAAUUCAAGAUAAAGUUGCAGAGAUGUUUGGUUUAAAUUUUCGAACAAAUACCGAAGAAGGACGAGCAGAAGAGUUAUGGUGGAGAUUGAAAGUUGAGAAGCACAUCCUUUGUUAGAAUUAAGUGACCCAAAUUCUUAUUUAAAUAAAAUACGAUGGAAAAUAAAAUAAAAGUAAAAUCCAUAUAGAACUAGACUUCUUUUAUUUUAUUUUAGAAUAAGGUUUUAAACCUUAUUAAACUCCAUCUAUUUUAUAUUGAUUAGGAUAAGGUGUUUCAAUCCUACUAGAAUAUGGCUUUGCAAGCCUAUAAAUAGACACAGUCUAUUCCUCUUGUAUUUUGAGUAAAAUUUUUCGACAUAGUGAAUUUUCUUCUCCUCUGCCCGUGGUUUUUUUCCCGAAAGGGUUUCCACGUAAAA